AAAAUUUCUCACGCUCUGAUUUACUCAUUUUUUGUUAUCAAUUUUUUUAAUGUUUAUUUUUACGUACUCUCAAACAAAACGAUGACAAUUGUGUGUAUGAAUCGAUUUUAGUAACACAUGCAUGCACUACAAAAAAAAACUAUAGAAAAACAAAAACACAAUUUAGUCGAACGUAAAAUUUCAAUAAAAGCAGAUGUCUGCUAUAUAAAAUUGCUUACAAAACGGUGGCAAUUGCAAUUGUUUAGUGUGGCAAACAAUAAAUUAAUAUUCCUAAGUUGUGCUAAAGUGUUUUAGAACUAUAUAAAUAAGAAUAUUUUAAUCGAGUGUAACUAUUCGAUUUUAUUGUGAUUAUUAGCCAUAUCAAUUAUUUGCUUAAAUUAUAACAUUUAAUGCAAAUUACAUAAGUAAAAAAAGAACUAAAACAACAAAGAAAUUGGUUUUUGUAAAAUUCAACUCAAUACUAGAAGCAAACAAAAAAAGGAACGGAAAAGACAUAACCUCGACCACAAAAAUUAAAUAAAUUUAAUUGCAAAUAAAAAUAAAUAAAAUAAAACAGUGAUAGACAAAAAAGAAGCAAAAGAAUAAUAAUAAUAAUAAAUUUAUGCAAUUAAAUUAUUCUAAUUGUGUAGUGCUGUCAAACUAUAGUUUUGUUAUUUCUUUUUUUUUAUAAAUUUCUUUGCAAUCUAAACAUAAAACGCGUCUCCGUGUUGCACAAUUAAGUUGUAAAGUGUUAAAUAGUUUUCAUUUCCUUCAACUUAAGAAACGAAAUCUAAAACAAUAGGUUCCCAACUUGAUAUAUACACAAUGGCCUGGGAGCAUUUGCGACCGGGCAGUUCACCCGUUGAUUGGUGUGAAGGCAACUAUUUAAUAUCGGCAAAUAUUGCAGAAUUUGUAAAUACGUUGUGGUUUUAUCUUUGUUAUAUUUCUUUCUUUUCGCUUUCUUUCUCUUUUUUUAUAGAUAAGUAAUUUUCUGUUUUUAUUACUGCCGCCGGUAUUAAUGUAUCUAUUCAAAGAAUAUGGACGUUUCGUUACGCAAGGCAUUCAUGUACUUUGGGCUCUACUUAUAAUUGUUGGUCUUAGUUCUAUGUAUUUUCAUGCUACUUUAAGUCUUAUCGGUCAAUUAUUGGAUGAAUUGGCCAUAUUAUGGGUAUUUAUGGCUGCAUAUUCUUUAUUUUGCCCUAUGAAAUAUUUUCCAAGAUUUUGUAAAGGUAACAGACGUCUUUUUAGUGUACUAAUGUUUGUAUUCGCACUAACAGCAACAGGACUCUCCAUAUGGAAGCCUAUAGUUAAUGCUUUUGUAUUAAUGGGUAUGGGUGUACCUACCAUGGUCAUGUUAUACAAAGAAUUAAAGAGAGUACAAGAUCAACGUGUCUAUCGCUUAGGUCUGCGCUCCACAGCAGUUUGGCUGAUAGCCGUCAUCUGUUGGAUAAAUGAUCGUAUGUUCUGUGAUGUUUGGUCUUCAAUAAGUUUUCCCUACUUACAUGGUUUCUGGCAUGUAUUCAUCUUUAUAGCUGCAUAUACGGUACUCGUGGUUUAUGCAUAUUUCUAUGUGGAAAACGAAUUGCCACAAAGGCGACCGCUACUUAAAUAUUGGCCCGUUAAUGAUUUUGAAUUAGGUAUACCAUUUAUAAGUAUACGAAAUCCCGGUAAGGAUUUUAAAAAUAAUAUUUAAAAAACUUUAAGUGGAAAUAGUUUAAAUUAUAAACAAGUGAUACAAACAUUCAGGAAAUCCAAUGCUUCGAUUUAUAUAGAAAAAUAAACGAACAUUAGGGUAUUGUUGGUGUUAAAAAAAUAUAUAAAAACUUCUAACUUCGUUUAGAAGUAUUUUUGUUAAUUGUCUGUUACGGUUAAAACGAAGUGAAUAAUUGUCCAAAAAUCAUUAUUAACUUAAAAAGUGAUAUAAAAACAUGUUGCACAAUUGUUUUUUUUUUAUUAAAAAUUUUAAAAUAUAAGUAGGAUUGAAUUAUAUUAGGUUUUUAUUAAAAAAAUCUAUAAAGUAGUUUAAAGAAAAUAUAUUAUGAUAUAAAUAAUGGCUUAUUAAACAUAGAAUUUAUAUUAAAUAUAAUAUUUAUAUAGUUAGAUAUACUACAUACAUUAUAUAUGUAAAUUGGUCGAAAUUGUAUUAUUAACAUUUUGUAAAUUGUAUUAUUAACAUUUUGCAGGAAUCUGUUUUCAAAAACCCAACUUAAGCGAAUAUUCAAUUUGUUAAACAAAUGUAAAAGUAAUCUAUCUAAAUUUUAUAAACUUCAUAGAUUAAGCACCCGGGGCGCUCCCCAUUCUUAUUGUUAAAAUUAAAAAUUGAUAAAAAAGGGUCAAAGGUCAGAUUACCAAGAAUUUUUAAAACGUUUUUACAAAAAUUUUAUAAUUUUUAUACCCUUUACCUACGUGAGAAAGAUAUGCACAUAUAAGUUUGUCAUUCCUUUAAUAAUAUCUACAGACGUAUAAUUUUUCGAUCAUAAAAAAUUUUAUGUACAUACAUAUAUACAUAUGUAUGCAUGUAUAUUCCGGAUUCUUAUAGAUAGCGAAGUUCAAUAAGUCAUGUCCGUCUGUUUGUCUAUAUGUUUUGUUGAAAUCAAUUUUCUGAAGACCCAAUAUAUCUUAAGAUAAUAUUUCUAUCAGACAUGCUUUCGAGAAGUUUUCUAUUGAAAAUUAGCUAAAUCGGUCCAUAAAUGACGGAGAUAUAAGCAAAAGUAUGAGACCACCUCUGAAAAGUUCUUCAACAAAUUAUAAAUUAAAAGCAUAAAAACAACAACAAUGAUAUACAGCUUGUAUUUGUUUAUGGGUAAUGCAGCUUGUAUAUAUUUUGAAGUAGGUAAUAGAGUUUUCGUUUUGUUUUUGGGUAAUACAGCUUUUAUUUGUUUGUGUGUAUGUUAUAUGUGACAAGUGUCAUUGAUACAAGUGGCAUUAUACUUAUUAUGAUGUGUUCAUUUGUUAUUGUUGUUUUUUUAUUUUUUACGAAUAUUGAACUCUUAUCGUUAUAUGUAUACAUACAUAUGUAUUUAGUUCUUAAUUUGCAGAAUAUUGGCAAAAUAAUACAGACCAAAUAAUUUUAACCCAGGGACCAAUGUAUACUUUUCUAAAGGAUUAAGCAGCGCUGACAACGGAAAAAACUUUAUUUUUAAGUCGACAGAUUAAAUUUUUAGAUGACAUAAUAAACUUUCUAAAUGUGUCAUCGCGCUGAUAUUACCUCCCAAAAAUCGAGUUUUUUUCAGUCCUAUGACAUGAUAUCUGGAAAGCCCAAUGUGAUUUAGAAAAUCCUUUAAGUAAGAAUUUCAACAUUUUUCAAAUUUUAUUGACCUGUGCAAUUUUUGACCAUUAUUUUAUAAAAAAAAUCUUAACAUCUAAAAAUUAUUUACAAUUGUACAAUAUUUAAAACUUUUAUGGAUUGAUAAUAUAUAUAUUGAUAAUAUUCACUUAUAAAUCAUAUUGAAAUUAUAGAACUUUCCAAUAAAAAAUUCAGAUUAUUUAAAAAGAUUAAUGCACUUAUCUACAGCAAGUACCCAGUGGAAAAUUUACUAUUAAGAACAAAUCACGUAAAUUGUAAAGAUGAUAAAAAAACAACCGUUUUUGGUCAUAUUAGAAACGUAAUAAUAGACCGUAGAUAACUUUAUAAACUUUAUAUUAAGUAUUAUGUCAUCUGAAAGUCUAAUCUAUCGAUUUUAAAGUAAAAUUUUACCUUCUUUUAAACCUUCUUCCUUCUUUCAGACAUAUUAAACAAUGUAUAAGAAGAAAACUAAAUUUGUAUAAACUUUUUUGGUUCGAUAAUUGAUUACUUUAUAAAUUUUCCCAUUGCAUUUUUACAACUUUCAUUUCAAGCACCUCUCAGGUUUAUCCAAUUUAUGGUUUAAGGCUCAUUUCGUUUCUACGUUCCGGUACGUGAUAAAUCUCCUUAUUCAUAUUUGUCUUACAGAAAUCUGUGUAGGUCGUUAGUUUGGCCGUAAGAUUGCCGUUGAGUUUUUGUAUGAAAACCAUAAAUCAGCUGAUACGUCACGUAACGCAACGUAAAACUUAACUGAUCCUUCAUGAUAUUUUAAGUGAUGAUUGCGAAAAUUCAUUCAUUGCCGUUAGUAAUACAAUUUAUACAUUAUACAAGUUUUUAUCGGAUAGUCAUGACCAAUUUAUAUAUUUAAAUAGUUAUAAAAACUUUUCCAAUUACUAAUACCAAAGAUUUCUUCAACUGAUCAUAUUAUAGACGUGAUUUUUAUUAUUUUAUUAUUAUAUAACUUAUUUUAAACAAUGUCUUUACAAUUAAUUUUAAAACAACUGUAUGAAAAAUAUUUUUUUGUGAUUAUUAUUUAAUAUCGAACUAGUUUUUUAUCUCUAAGAAAAUUAUCAUAUGAUCAUAUAACUUAUAAACCAGAAAUGUAUCAGACGUCAAUAUACACAGUUACAAAAUAUUUAAAUAAAGUGUUCAAUAAAGGAAGUACCUGGAUGGAUCAUAAAAUCGGAAUAAAAUUUGUCAUAAAUAUAAUAAAGGACCACAAUUUAUAACUAAGAAACUAAGGCCUACUUCUGUGCUACUAAGAGUUAUAACUUAAAUAAUACGUGGGCUGGUGUGUAGUACUUAAAAUUCGAGCCUUUUAAUACCGUAAAAAACUGUAUUUUGCUAAUUUUUUAUACCCUAUAUAUCUUUUGAAACAGUGAACACAGAAAUAAAAUUUAUAAUAUAUUCGUAACAUAUCGAAAAAACCGGAAUACAAAUUCUGUACUUUUGGGAUAUUACGACUUUUAAGCGGUAAAAAAUGGUACCUAUUUUUGGUACUUUUUCCAUAAAACAUUCUUUCCUAUUUAUUGACUUAUACAGUACUUAAAGAAGGGCUCCCAUUAUGUUAGUACAACAUUUUGGAAUAAUUUUUUUAUUACUUCAAUAGGGACAAAGUACCAUAAGGGGAAAACGGGAAAUUUGAUGUAAUUCCAACUCAUUGAGCCAAUUUUAAUAAAAUUAGAGAAUGUGGUAGAUUUAAUAACUUUAAAUAUGCUAAUGGAGUGUUACUUGGAACUCCGGCACUAAAGACUAUUUUUUGGUACAUUUUCGUUCUUUCACUGGUACUUUUUCUGCUUUUUUAUAAUAUAGAUCCUAGAAACAUGUAAUUAAGCAUUUGGAGCCGGGAGUUAAUGAGAAUCUAUAAAAGAUAAAAUUUUGGUACUUUUUCGGUUUUUAACUGGUACUUUUUGAGUUUUUUAUAAUAUUGAAGCACUGAGUAAAUCUUAAAGGGGACAUUUUGAUACUUUUUUAUUCUUCAAAGGGUACUUUUUGAAUUUUCUAUAAUUUUAUGUUUCUUGACUCAAGAAACAUAAAAUUGAACAAUUAUAGUCCUGAGUGAAUGAAAAUCUGUAGGCAAGGAUUUUUGGUACUUUUUCGUUUUUCAACUGGUACUUUAUGAUUUUUCUGCAAUAUUGAACCUAGAAACAUAUAACCAAACAUAUAGGAUACUGAUGGAAUGAAAAUUUAUAAGAGUAAAGCUUUUGAUACUUUUCUUCAUUCUUCAUCUGAUACUUUUUGAUACUUUAAUAAUAUUGAACCUAGAAACGAAAAGAUAAACACGCAGCAUACUGAUUGAAUAAAAAUCAUUAAAAAGAAAGUUUCUGGUACUUUUUUGUAUUCCAUCCAGUGCUUUAUUGUAAUAAAAUACGUAUUGACUAUCUUGUUUUAACACACUACUUGUUCUAUCAUCAUCAACUUACAUAGAGAAUAUAAAGAAAAAUCCCCAAAACUUCCUUUAAUAACUAAAAUAUAAUUAAAAAAAAUAGUUUUUAGAUAAAAUAAUGUAACAAAAUUAAAUGAAAUUCAUUUCAAAGGUUGUAAUUGGUACAAUGAGCUAAAUAAAAAUAAAUUUUAUCCAACUUGCUAAAUUAAAAAAUAACAAGGAAUUAAAAGAAAGGAGCUUGUUAUAUUAGCUAUUAAAUACAUAUUUUCUAAACUAAAAACCCCAAUUUUCUAUAUCAUAGUAUUAUAUAUAAAAUAUAAAAUACAAAAAAAAUUUAACAACUAGACUGCUAAACUAUGCUCUCUAACGAAAACCAAAUAAAACACUUUAAAUAUAUUUAAUUUUAGGCAAAAAGAAAAUGGAAUUAUGUGCAGUUUUAUUAAUUUUUUAAUAAAAUUAUAUACUAAAUACAAACAAUUUAGAAAUACUUAGUAGCAAAAUAUUUUUGUUUUUUUUUUAUUAAAAAAUAGCUUUAAAUUCAUUUUAU
Molecule: messenger RNA, 6195 nt
Organism: Lucilia sericata (common green bottle fly)
Lineage: Eukaryota; Metazoa; Arthropoda; Insecta; Diptera; Calliphoridae
Gene: bwa
Product: alkaline ceramidase
Exons: 4
Coding region: 998-1672 (224 amino acids)
Biological process (GO): ceramide metabolic process
Cellular component (GO): membrane
Molecular function (GO): hydrolase activity, acting on carbon-nitrogen (but not peptide) bonds, in linear amides
Source: RefSeq, a predicted model, not a curated record